AUCUGCUAUCUACUAUUGUGAUAGCGAAAAUAAUUGGUUUAUAAGACCCGAAGCCAGUCGGAGAGACCUUUUCUCACCCAACCUUAAAGCCUGUUUCCCCCUUCCCUCUCGUGGGGUGGGGAAUAGAAUAUGAACAGCUUCUUUCCCAGGGUCGUAGAGCAGAUUUCUACGAGGAUUGUUGGAUGCAGUAAGAAAAUCUAGAAACCCUCUCGUGCCGCGCAACAUAUGAUGCAGUCUUCAGGAUACGUGACCAGAAGGAUAGCGUUACCUUGGCUUCUCACAGGACUAAAGCGUGGCUUUAAUCAUAUGAGAAAGCAAAGGGUAAUUGGUCCUCAACUAGAACCUUUGAACUUUGUUCAGGCACAUGAUCUAAAUUGAAUACUAAAUAUUUUAUAAUUCACGUGGAAGCAAAGAUAAGCCUUUAAGCUUAUCUCAGCUCCAGUCCUGCUACAGCAUUGCAAAGAAAUACAUACCGAGGUGAAUCUGACGUUAGCUCUUCCGCAUGCAAACACAAGCAUGGGGAAACAAAUACUCAACAUUUGGAACGGAAUCUUAUUUAUAAGUGUGUUCAUUGUUGGUGACAAUGAUGCCGCAAAUUCCUGUCCCAGUCUCCCAAUAACAUAUGCUUCGGACGGCGAUAACGUUACUCUCUGCUGGCGAAUUACAGUCAACGCCAGUAGUGUGAACCGCUAUAUUAUCAAGGCAUUGAAAAGACCAAUCCAAACCAACAUGGAUGAAGUCGCCUCUGCAAAUGGGACAGGACAUUUUGAAAAGGUAUACGCUAAAGCUCAUGACGGCUUGUACCUCAACAAAGUUACCGUCUUCGCCGAUUUAUCUGCGGGAAUGUUGUACCUCAGAAUCAAAAACUACACUAGAAAGAUGGACAAUGUCUACUGUGUGUUGUACAAUAUGUUAGACGGUACUCCUUUUGAAGCGUGUCACUCUCAAGCGUUGUUACUUCGAAAUGUUGACCACCGUGAAUCCCCAGUACAAACUACCACAACGAUGACCACAGAAACCACCUCGAAAACUACCACGGCAACCAUCACCACGGCGGCUAUCACCACGGCGACUAUCGCCACAGCACCCGCAACUGAAAAUACAGAAAUCACAGAGGUGACAACUGAAGGUUCACCUACUGUCCAGCCUUACAGAACGGCUUUGAUAAUCAUGAGCUGUUUGUUUGCUAUUGCUCUCAUUCUUGCCAUUUUUGGUUUCGUUUUGUGUUGCUGUGCAAGAAAAUCCCAUCAAGCCAACUUAAAAUCCGACAUCCUCGAAGAAACUGAGUCCCUUUAGCUGCAAAUUGAUUCUUCUUUGUUCUUUAAGCUGCAGUAGGUUAAAAUGAAAUCUAGAGCUACGGAAGAGAGAAACAAGUAUUAGAUCCUGAGACUUACAGAAAUAUUUAUCUCAUGAGCUCUUUGGUCAGACAAUGCGGCAAAUUCUUAUUCUGCAACUUUGUAUAUCGCCUUAGCGGAAAAAAAUCAGCUUUUAGAUUCAGGGUGGACGCUUAAAAUAUGCAUUUCAUUGAGACUAACUUGGUUUAGAACUGGUUGUUGCGGUUUGUCGUGGUUUGUUCAAUGUUUAAACAUUGACCUCCAAUUUGCGCCAAAGUAUGUUCGAAAAUUGGUCUGCAGACUUCAUCUCUUCUGAGGAGCCGGCAGUUUUCCGAGAGCGAAGCUUGAGGAAACACGAACUUCAAGAAACAGAUGAUGUCCACGGACAAAUAUACGAGCAUAUUUGCGAGCCAAAUGGAGGCUGAACGGUGUUUAUCAUCCUUCAUAUGUUUCUGCUGCGCGCAAGACAGAAUGUGACAAAUGACUCACCGUCAAAACUUAUACAGCGAACGAUUUGCUUCUUCAGUUUCCUUGCUUUUGAACAAAACGAAGAAGUUUAUUGUAUUGAGCAUCAAGUUUAACAAUUUUGCCAUAUCAUCAAUUAAAGUCUUAAAUAAUUGAGUUAGGUUUUUUCUUAUGAGUUAUCACGGAUUUCUCAUUUCUUUUGUUUUUAUCUUGUAACCAUCAAUUCAACUGCCCCUGUAUCUACACGUAUGUAACUAGCUGUAAGCUGCAUAAACUAUGGUAUAGUAUGUAGUGGUAAAUGAUUUAGGAAUGUUUUAUUCUGUGUUUUCCUAUUCUAACGAAAUCGUAGAUAGUAUAUAGUUGUACCAGGGCCAAUUAUGAUCAGCUAGGUCAGGUUAUACACAUAAAUUUGCCAUUUAUUUCUAACUCUCAAGGAAAGUUACCCGCUCAAUAAACGUGGCCCUCUUUAGUCACGUACAGGGAUAUUUUUCGUGAUGGAUGAAUUUCUUUAUUGACGUGAUCAGUCAGCGAUCGAAAGGCUUCUCGUGAACCGUGAAGAACUUGAAUCAGUAACCGAUAUUUGUGAUUUUACCACCUGAUACCGUCAUUAUUCCACGAGAAUUGAAGCACGAUUCCAUCGAAGAUCAGUUUAGGAAGAUCAGUGGACUGUGACGCCAUGAACACAAUCGUGAGCUAUUGGCAACGAGAGAGUCUGAAAUUUAGGAUGCGGAUUUCGUAACAUCUGUUCGACAACUUUUCAGAAAGGCUGAAUAAAUUAAAUUCUGUCUGCAAA
This is a messenger RNA of Pocillopora damicornis (cauliflower coral), 2592 nucleotides long. RefSeq lists its product as uncharacterized. The record is from RefSeq and is a predicted model, not a curated record. Lineage: Eukaryota; Metazoa; Cnidaria; Anthozoa; Scleractinia; Pocilloporidae.